AUGCGAAAGAACCUGCCGUGGGAAGAGGGUGGGGUUUAUUCGGGAUAUUGUCCACAAUUACUGAGAGGGUUGUCCCCCGACUUAUGGCUGAUAUAUUUCAAUGUUGCCCGAGCAAUCGAGCUGCUGGAGAAGUUACAGCGAAGCGGCAACGUUCCCCCACAGAAACUGCAGACGCUGCAGCGGGUUCUUCAGAGCAAGUUCUGCUCUGCCAUCCGUGAGGUGUAUGAACAGCUUUACGAGACUCUUGACAUCAGCGGCAGCCCUGAGAUCCGAGCUCACGCAACAGCCAAGGCAACAGUUGCAGCAUUUGCAGCCAGUGAGGGACACGCACAUCCCCGAGUUGUGGAACUUCCUAAAACAGAGGAAGGUCUUGGCUUCAACAUAAUGGGCGGGAAGGAACAGAACUCCCCAAUCUAUAUAUCCCGAAUUAUACCUGGAGGGGUCGCAGACAGACAUGGAGGUCUUAAACGGGGGGACCAGUUACUCUCAGUAAACGGUGUGAGCGUGGAGGGAGAGCAGCAUGAGAAGGCCGUGGAGUUGUUGAAAGCUGCGCAAGGCACGGUGAAGUUGGUGGUGAGAUACACACCUAAAGUCCUAGAAGAGAUGGAGGCACGCUUUGAGAAAAUGAGGACAGCUCGCCGCAGGCAGCAACACAACAGCUACUCGUCACUGGAAUCCCGAGGAUAGCCGGUUUGAUCUCCUGUUUCCAGAGGUGGUCCUGGUACCAAGCAUGUGAUGCAGCUGUUGUGCGUGUAGCCAAGUGACCCCCUCCACACUGUAGGUCUGACCAUGACAAUCGCUGCGAGCUUAGUUAAUGUGAAAUGGGGCAUCACCUUUUCACAGAUAAAUGUUCAGUGCAUGUUAGAGAGUUGGGCGAGGUGAAAAUUCCAGAAUGUGUAUGUUGGCAACGUUUUGGUGUUAAUGUCCUCACACACCAAAGUAUAAUGCUGCAGAUGCUGGAAAUCUAAAGCAGAAACAGGAAAUACUCAGCCGUUCAAGCCGCAUCUGUGGAGAGAAGCAGAGUUUAUAUUUUAGGUCAAUGGCUUAUUUAUUGUUUCUGAUGAAAGAUCGGCGACCCAGAACAUCAACUGGUUUUCUCUCUGCACACAUACUGCCAGAACUGCUGAGUGUCUCCAGCAUUUCUCUUUUUUUAUAGAUCAAUACAUCAUGGGUUUGGAAGCAAGUAGCGAAAGCAACAGAAGCUUUUCAGUGAAGUUAAUACCUCUCUAAAUGUUAAGGACUAAAAGUAGCAAAAGUCCAUAAUUGUGGUAAGUCACUUAUUUAAAAGUUAAAUGUGAAUAGAUAUUGUUAAAUGACUGACAAAAGUAGAAAUUGCUCGAAAAGAUCAGCAAGUCUGGCAGCAUCUGAGGAAGGGUCACUCAACCCGAAAC
Molecule: messenger RNA, 1391 nt
Organism: Chiloscyllium plagiosum (whitespotted bambooshark)
Lineage: Eukaryota; Metazoa; Chordata; Chondrichthyes; Orectolobiformes; Hemiscylliidae
Source: RefSeq, a predicted model, not a curated record